AUGCGACGGCGGAUGGAUACAACGCCUAUCACGUUGGAAGCUUUUGUGAAAGCAUAUGAAUGUAUCCUGGAAUGUGUUGAAGAUGAAUUUGGCAAACGAAAGAAACGCUUAACAGCAGAUGAUCUCAAACGUGUUGUUAUAAUUCACAAAACAUUAAUCAAUCGUGGUUUACAUCUCUCUCGUAUUGGGGAUAGCAUAUUAACCGAAAUAGUUGAUUCAUUGUUGUAUGAAUGGGAAGAAUCAGCGCCGCCAUCAGUGGCAGUGCAACAGCUUGUUUCACUUCUUUCAAAGCCUAUUAUUAAGAGCUUAUUCUCCGUAUAUGAUAUUACUUCAAACCGCACCUAUUUGCCACAAUUACCAGAAAUACCAUAUGAAGUUGAUGACGAUGAUGGUAUUGCUGUUAAACUGGUUCGACUAGUAAAAGGUAAUGAAGCACUUGGUGCUACUAUAAAAUGUGAUACUGAUGGAAGAGUCUAUAUUGCUCGUGUUAUAGCUGGAGGAGUUGCUGAUCGUAGCGGCAAUAUUCAGGUUGGAGAUAGGGUUUUGGAAGUGAACAGUGUCUGUGUUACGGGCAUGAGCCCAAAUGAAAUUGUCAAAUUGUUGGGUAACGAAAACAGUGAAAACGGUACUGCUACUUUCAAAUUGGAACCCGCUGAAAUACCUGCAGCUAUUGCGUGGAAUGAAUCACGACACGUUCGUGCUUUGAUCGAUUAUUCUGGUAGUCGAGAUUCCUUACAUCCAUGUCCUGAAGCAGCUCUUUGUUUCACCCGAGGAGAAAUAUUGGAAUUAGUGCUAACAGGAGAUGAACAUUGGUGGCAAGCGCGUUCACUCGGACAUGGCUCAUUUGCGACUCUUUCAUUAGCAUCUGCCAAUCAGCUUAAAAAACGGGUGGGUGUCAUCCCAUCGGAAGAAUUGCAGCAAAAACAUCGAACUCUAAAAGAAAAUGAAAAGUUUAGGACUACAAAUCGAAAGUCUACGAAAGCUGGCAAUGAGAUUGACAGCUUAUUAUACGAAUCAGUAUCACUGCUUUAUCCAAAACAAUCUCUUAUCCGGCCUAUCGUUUUAAUCGGGCCUCCAGGUGUUGGACGUAGUGAACUGAAAAAACGACUAAUUGCUACUAAUAGUGAUCGUUAUGCAGCAAGCGUACCCCAUACCAGUCGCCCUCAACGUUCACAUGAAAAAGAUGGUGUUGAUUAUCACUUUGCAAAACGCGAUAGUAUGGAACAAUGGAUAAGACAAGGACGAUUUUUGGAAUAUGGAGAAUAUAAAGGAAAUUUAUAUGGUACACUUGCUGAUUCGGUUCAUGCUGUUAUCAAGCAAGGUCGUAUACCUGUACUGAACACUCAUCCUUUGGCAUUACGGGUUUUGCGCUCGAAAGUGUUCAAGUCCUUCGUUAUUUUUGUUAAACCACCGCCAUUUGAUAUUUUAAAGGAAACUCGGCGUCAGCAUCGUGCACGAAAUUUGCAAGCUACAGAUCUUAAUAAUCGUGGUGGUGUUAAUACAUCAAUACCAGUAGCAGGUCGCGGAUUUACAGAUUCGGAAUUUGAACAAAUGAUCUCAGCUGGUGAACAGCUUUUUCAGAUUUACGGACAUGUGUUUGAUCAUGUGCUGAUAAAUGCUAAUUUCGAAGCCUCAUUCGAACAAUUACGGAACAUAGUGAACAAACUAGAACAUGAACCAGCAUGGGUACCCUCCGAUUGGAUCGAUUAG
Molecule: messenger RNA, 1710 nt
Organism: Acanthocheilonema viteae
Lineage: Eukaryota; Metazoa; Nematoda; Chromadorea; Rhabditida; Onchocercidae
Source: the annotation of a GenBank genome assembly